CAGCAAACCAGAGCCUAAUCAGCAAGCAGCAGCAAACAGAGACAGACACAUACAUCACUGUCUCCUUCUUCUCUCUCUCCUCUCGCUGCACCUCUCCGCAGCAUAAACACCACAAAGUGCUACAGCAGCAGCAGGACCAGCAGCAGCAGCAGGACCAGCAGCAGCAGCAGGACCAGCAACAGCAGCAGCAGGAACCGCAGCUGCACCAGCAGGACCAGCAGCAGCAGCAGGACCAAGACCAGCAGCAGCACCAGCACCAAGACCAGCAGCAGCACCAGCACCAAGACCACCACCAGCAGCAGCAGGAUCAGCAGCAGCAGCAGCAGCAGCAGCAGCAGCAACAGGUUCUGGUUACCUAG
Molecule: messenger RNA, 359 nt
Organism: Eimeria acervulina
Lineage: Eukaryota; Apicomplexa; Conoidasida; Eucoccidiorida; Eimeriidae
Exons: 1
Source: RefSeq, a predicted model, not a curated record